This is a messenger RNA of Suillus paluster, 180 nucleotides long. RefSeq lists its product as uncharacterized. The coding region runs from base 1 to 180 and encodes 59 amino acids. The record is from RefSeq and is a predicted model, not a curated record. The transcript is spliced from 2 exons. Lineage: Eukaryota; Fungi; Basidiomycota; Agaricomycetes; Boletales; Suillaceae.
AUGCGCGAGGAUCUUCGUCGUUUUGCGUUCAGUAUCACAAUGGAGGACAUGCAAGUGAGACUGUGGCUCAGCAAUCGUGCGUUCCUUGCAGUUACUGAACCUAUCGACUUCUUCCAGAACAUCAAUGGUGUUAUUUUGCUCUUUUAUGCUCUUGGAUCUGCAUCUGCGUCUUUGCUAUGA